Molecule: messenger RNA, 1428 nt
Organism: Rhododendron vialii
Lineage: Eukaryota; Viridiplantae; Streptophyta; Magnoliopsida; Ericales; Ericaceae
Product: transcription factor MYB60
Exons: 3
Coding region: 108-1169 (353 amino acids)
Biological process (GO): response to auxin
Source: RefSeq, a predicted model, not a curated record
GAUGCCGCGACUUAAAAUAGUGAUGACGAGGCGCGGUAGAUGAAUAUAUAGGUAGCUUCAAGUCCUCUUUUGAGUGAAGUCACCUUUCGUAUACAUAAUGAACUCACAUGUUCAUGUCUCUAUUUAGGAGGUUCCACAGAAGCCAGCAAGAGAGAGAGCAAAUUCAAGAGAGAGGAGAGAGAGGAGAGAGAGAGAGAGGGGGAGAAUCCAAAGGAAAGGCCAUGGGGAGGCCUCCUUGUUGUGACAAAGUUGGAAUCAAGAAAGGUCCAUGGACACCUGAAGAAGACAUCGUCUUGGUCUCCUACAUCCAAGAACAUGGCCCUGGAAAUUGGAGAUCAGUCCCCACGAAUACUGGGUUGUUAAGGUGCAGCAAAAGUUGCAGGCUUCGAUGGACGAAUUACCUCAGACCGGGAAUCAAGCGCGGAAACUUCACCCCUCACGAAGAAGGGAUGAUCAUUCACCUGCAAGCUUUAUUGGGUAACAAAUGGGCAGCCAUAGCUUCAUACCUCCCACAGAGAACAGACAACGACAUAAAGAACUACUGGAACACCCACCUGAAGAAGAAGAUCAAAAAGUUCCAAUCCGCCUUGGAUCCGAAAAUGGCAACGUCAUCAGAUUCAUCAACCUAUCAGUUUGUAUCAAAGAGCUUCAGCGACCGAAAAAACGCUUCUUUUGAUAUCAAUACUAGCAGUACUGCUACUGAUCAUCAUGCCUCAAACACUAGUCUCAACUUGAAUCACUCUUGUUCAACGUCAGCCAGCUAUGCCUCCAGCACCGAAAACAUAUCGCGACUUCUCGAAGGCUGGAUGAGAUCUUCUCCGAAAACUGAGAAGUUUCACCAAAGCAACAACACCCUUCAGAUAUUCGGUACCGUUGGCAUGUCCAAAGGAAAUACAGCACCCAAGUCAGAACAAGAAGGUGGCCAGUUCGGAUCCAACGAGGAGUUAGAAUCGAUUCUUUUGUUCGAUAACAUGAGCAAUAUUGCUUGGGAUAAGUCCUCAUGUGAUUCUGAUCAUCACCAUCAUCAUCAUCAGAAGAAGGAAAAUCUUGUCCAUGAGAGGAAGGAAAGGUCAGAAAAUGAGCCUCCUUUAUCAUUUAUUGAGAAUUGGCUGUUGGGAGAAAAUGGUGGCCAGGUAGAGGAAAUGAUGGAAUUGCCUCAGAUAUUCUGAUGAUGAUCAAGUGCAAAGUCUCUCUCUCCUUUUUUUUUUUUUUGCUUCCUAAUUUUUAGCUGCAGAUUAAAUUAUGAGAAAGAACAAUAAAAGAGCCAAAAAAAAGUAAAAAAAAAUUGUGUGUUAACUUUGUUGAUUGUACUCUUAGGGUUAAUCUUUUUUGUCUUUUGUUAAUUUCGGGAUCCUGAAAAGUUGGGAUCUCUUUUGCAAGAUGUAACUUGAGUGAUGUAUGAAUUACUGAAUGAAUUAUUUGAACUAA